AUGGCAUCUGGUCGAAUUUCGUUUCAAAAUAAAUAUCGAGCUGCAGCAGCAGAACGUUAUAAACGACGUUAUUAUGAUGCACAACGAUCACAUUCUAAUGAUGAUCUAUUAGCCGAAGAACAAGUACAAACGAUGAUUACCUUUCAAAAUUCUGAUAUUGACUCAAUUGGUCUCUCGGAUUAUUAUUCACGCACAUUGGGUAGUAGCAGGCUAAAAAAUGGCGAAACAAAUGGUAAUGCACAUCAACGUACACGUCAUCCGAAUUGGUCUAGUUUAGGUAGUCUUAAUAGUUUUGGUGAUUCAACAACAACUCCAUCAUCAUCACAAGGACAUACAGGUAGUGGAGGAAGUAAUACUGGUGGUAGUGGUACUAGUGCACAAAAACGUGAAACAUUACAUAGUCGAUUUGACUUUAAACAAACAUUAGGUAAAGGUACAUAUGGUAAAGUAAAAUUGGCAUUAGAUAAACGUAAAAAUGAACAAGUAGCAAUAAAAACAAUAAAAAAAUCCCGUAUUGAAAAUCCACAUGAUUUAGCAAGAAUUCGACGUGAAAUUGAUUUUAUGACGAGUCUUAAUCAUCCAUAUAUUAUUAAAAUAAAAGAAGUUUAUGAAAGUCGAGAAAAAAUUAUUCUUGUUAUGGAAUAUGCAAGUGGUGGUGAAUUAUAUGAUUAUCUUAAUCGUAAGAAACGUAUACCAGAAUCUCAAGCAAGAGCAAUAUUUCGACAAAUUGUAUCAGCUGUUCAUUUUCUUCAUAAAAAUCAUAUUGUUCACAGAGAUCUCAAAUUGGAAAAUAUUCUAAUUGAUCAUAAAGGAGAUAUCAAAUUGGCAGAUUUUGGUCUAAGCAAUAGCUGGUCACCUCGUCAAUUAUUACACACUUUCUGUGGAUCUCCACUCUACGCUUCACCAGAAAUCGUCUCCGGUACACCAUAUCGUGGUCCCGAAGUCGACUGUUGGUCAUUAGGCGUUUUGCUAUAUACACUUGUUUUUGGUACGAUGCCAUUUCAAGGUGGCGAUUAUAAUCGACUAGUACGCAAUAUAACUACAGGAAAUUUUAUUCAACCUCGUGAACAAUCAGGCGCGCUCGAUCUUAUACGUAAAUGUCUUACGGUAUCACCAUCAAAACGUUUUAAUAUUGACAAUAUUACUGUUCAUGAAUGGAUUAAUGUUGGUUAUGAUCGCCUACCUAUGCAUUAUUAUCUUCCUUCAACAAUGCAAAAAAAUAAUAAUAUGUUACCAUCUCAACCAACAUCAUCAAAACCCAAGGAAACACCAAAAACAACACCAAUGAAGUCUAAAACCAGAUCAAAAUCUAUUCAAGCAUCUGUUCCUAGAUCUACUUAUCCUCCUCCUCCUCCUCCCUCUCUUCCUCCUCCUGUUGAUCCCCCUUCAGUUACUGUACCUCGACCAUUAUUGAAAAAUGAACGAAUAUCAAAUGCUGGAUCAAAAUUAAAACCAUUGACAAAUGGAAAUCAUCAAAUAAGCCAAUUUAAUCGAUUAAAAGACAAUAAAACAAUAAAAAAUAAUAAAAAUCAACCACAAAAAUUUAAUCAAUUAAAUAAAUUAACAUAUAAUUAUAAACCAAAUGGUAGUCUAUCAUCGUUAACAUCAUCAUUUAAACCUCCUCCAAUACAUACGGUGAAAUAUUAG
Rotaria sordida is the source of this 1647-nucleotide messenger RNA. The record is from the annotation of a GenBank genome assembly. NCBI's taxonomy places the organism in Eukaryota, Metazoa, Rotifera, Eurotatoria, Philodinida, Philodinidae.